Messenger RNA from Oncorhynchus keta (chum salmon), 5198 nucleotides. RefSeq names its product circumsporozoite protein-like. Lineage: Eukaryota; Metazoa; Chordata; Actinopteri; Salmoniformes; Salmonidae. The transcript has 2 exons. The record is from RefSeq and is a predicted model, not a curated record. Bases 1116 to 1859 code for a protein of 247 amino acids.
ACUUGGGCAUGGUGGGGCGGUAUUCAAAUGACAUAGGGGACCCGCGUCAACAAUUAAUACUUGGGCAAGGUGGGGCGGUAUUCAAAUGACGUAGGGGACCCGCGUCAACAAUUAAUACUUGGGCAAGGUGGGGCGGUAUUCAAAUGACAUAGGGGACCCGCGGCUCCACAGAUCCGGACCCAUGUGCGUCGCGAGCCCUGGUGUGGGAGCACCUGCUGAAGCUACGCCACUGAUUGGAUCCAAGGCUCGAGACUUUAUUCAGCAAAGAUGUCCGGCAACAAUACUGGGAUGGAAGCAAAUUUUUCAUUAGAGGAAUUUUGCAGGAGAAAGUGGAAGAACCUCAGACACUUUUGUCAAGGAAAGAAACGAGUUGAGGAGUGGGGCAGGAGCAGUACAACACCGGUCAAGGAAAUAAACGAGUUGAGGAGUGGGGCAGGAGCAGUACAACACCGGUCAUGGAAAGAAACGAGUUGAGGAGUGGGGCAGGAGCAGUACAACACCGGUCAAGGAAAGAAACGAGUUGAGGAGUGGGGCAGGAGCAGUACAACACCGGUCAAGGAAAGAAACGAGUUCAGGAGAGGGGCAGGAGCAGUACAACACCGGUCAAGGAAAGAAACGAGUUGAGGAGUGGGGCAGGAGCAGUACAACACCGGUCAUGGAAAGAAACGAGUUGACGAGUGGGGCAGGAGCAGUACAACACCGGUCAAGGAAAGAAACGAGUUGAGGAGUGGGGCAGGAGCAGUACAACACCGGUCAUGGAAAGAAACGAGUUGAGGAGUGGGGCAGGAGCAGUACAACACCGGUCAAGGAAAGAAACGAGUUGAGGAGUGGGGCAGGAGCAGUACAACACCGGUCAUGGAAAGAAACGAGUUGACGAGUGGGGCAGGAGCAGUACAACACCGGUCAUGGAAAGAAACGAGUUGAGGAGUGGGGCAGGAGCAGUACAACACCGGUCAAGGAAAGAAACGAGUUGAGGAGUGGGGCAGGAGCAGUACAACACCGGUCAUGGAAAGAAACGAGUUGAGGAGAGGGGCAGGAGCAGUACAACACCGGUCAAGGAAAGAAACGAGUUGAGGAGUGGGGCAGGAGCAGUACAACACCGGUCAUGGCGCUUCAUGGCUGUCAUGAGUUUCCUCAACCCCUUUUUUGAGUCCCGCCACACCACGUCCAUCAUGACUGAAGGGGUAAGGGGAGCAACUGACAGCCAUGGAGCUCCAGGCGAAGGACGGAGAGAAGUAGCAGCAGCAGCAGGAGGAGGAGUAGCAGCAGCAGCAGGAGGAGGAGUAGCAGCAGGAGGAGGAGUAGCAGCAGCAGCAGGAGGAGGAGUAGCAGCAGCAGCAGGAGGAGGAGUAGCAGCAGGAGGAGGAGGAGUAGCAGCAGCAGCAGGAAGAGGAGGAGUAGCAGCAGGAGGAGGAGGAGUAGCAGCAGCAGGAGGAGGAGGAGGAGUAGCAGCAGCAGCAGGAGGAGGAGGAGGAGCAGCAGCAGUGGCAAGAAGAGGAGGAGGAGGAGUAGGAGCAGCGGCAGGAAGAGGAGGAGCAGUGGCAGGAAGAAGAGGAGGAGUAGCAGCAGCGGCAGGAAGAGGAGGAGGAGGAGCAACUGACAGCCAUGGCGCUCCAGGCGAAGGACGGAGAGAAGUAGCAGCAGCAGCAGCAGCAGCAGCAGGAGGAGGAGUAGCAGCAGCAGCAGCAGGAGGAGGAGUAGCAGCAGCAGCAGCAGGAGGAGGAGUAGUAGCAGCAGCAGCAGGAGGAGGAGUAGCAGGAGGAGGAGGAGCAGCAGCAGUGGCAAGAAGAGGAGGAGGAGGAGGAGUAGCAGCAGCGGCAGGUUGUUUCCAGGGAACAGCACCCUCCUUGGAGAAGUAGGAGGUGAAGGUGUCCCGAAAACGGAUGGUCUCCCGGGCAGCGUUGUUGGCCCCCGAAGGAUGGUCUCCCGGGCAGCGUUGUUGGCCCCCGACGGAUGGUCUCCCGGGCAGCGUUGUUGGCCCCCGAAGGAUGGUCUCCCGGGCAGCGUUGUUGGCCCCCGACGGAUGGUCUCCCGGGCAGCGUUGUUGGCCCCCGAAGGAUGGUCUCCCGGGCAGCGUUGUUGGCCCCCAACAGCUGGUCUCCCGGGCAGCGUUGUUGGCCCCCGAAGGAUGGUCUCCCGGGCAGCGUUGUUGGCCCCCAACAGAUGGUCUCCCGGGCAGCGUUGUUGGCCUCAUCCUGGCAACAUCCUUGAUUUGAUUUGAUUUUGAGCAGCAGACUUUUUCUCUGAAAUAUAAAAUAUAUCUUGAUUUGUUUAACAGGUGUGGAGUUGGUGUGUCCUUGCUUUUGACUGGUACUGUGUGCAUGAAAUGUACAGUAUGGAAAACAUGUCUAAGUCAGUGGAAUAAACCUUGUAAGUAUGGAACCUAGUAAUGAAUGGAUUGGCAAGACUUUGGUACUGUCAACCUUCGAAGGUUAGUAGGAAAGUUCAUAUUUAAACCACUUCAAUACAGUGCAUUCGGAAAGUUUUCAGACCACUUCUUUUUUUCCCACCUUUAUUUAACCAGGUUAGCUAGUUGAGAACACCUUUAUUUAACCAGGUUAGCUAGUUGAGAACACCUUUAUUUAACCAGGUUAGCUAGUUGAGAACACCUUUAUUUAACCAGGUUAGCUAGUUGAGAACACCUUUAUUUAACCAGGUUAGCUAGUUGAGAACACCUUUAUUUAACCAGGUUAGCUAGUUGAGAACACCUUUAUUUAACCAGGUUAGCUAGUUGAGAACACCUUUAUUUAACCAGGUUAGCUAGUUGAGAACACCUUUAUUUAACCAGGUUAGCUAGUUGAGAACACCUUUAUUUAACCAGGUUAGCUAGUUGAGAACACCUUUAUUUAACCAGGUUAGCUAGUUGAGAACACCUUUAUUUAACCAGGUUAGCUAGUUGAGAACACCUUUAUUUAACCAGGUUAGCUAGUUGAGAACACCUUUAUUUAACCAGGUUAGCUAGUUGAGAACACCUUUAUUUAACCAGGUUAGCUAGUUGAGAACACCUUUAUUUAACCAGGUUAGCUAGUUGAGAACACCUUUAUUUAACCAGGUUAGCUAGUUGAGAACACCUUUAUUUAACCAGGUUAGCUAGUUGAGAACACCUUUAUUUAACCAGGUUAGCUAGUUGAGAACAAGUUCUCAUUUGUAACUGCGACCUGGCCAAGAUAAAGCAUAGCAGUUUGAUACAAACAACAACAGAGUUACACAUGGAAUAAACAAAACAUACAGUCAAUAAUACAAUAGAAAAAAAGAGUGCAAAUUAGCUCAAAUAAGGGAGUUAAGGCAAUAAAUAGGCCAUGGUGGAAAAGUAAUUACAAUAUGGCAAUUAAACACUGGAAUGGUAGAUGUGCAGAAGAUGGAUGUGCAAGUGGAGAUACUGGGGAGCAAAGGAGCAAAAUAAAUAAAUACAGUAUGGGGAUGAGGUAGAUAGAUGGGCUGUAUACAGAUGGGCUAUGAACAGGUGCAGUGAUCUGAGCUGCUCUGACAGCUGGUUCUUAAAGAUAGUGAGGGAGAUGGGAAUCUCCAGCUUCAGUGAUUUUUGCAGUUCGUUCCAGUCAGUGGCAGCAGAGAACUGGAAGGAAAGGCGACCAAAGGAGGAAUUGGUUUUGGGGUUGACCGGUGAGAUAUACCUGCUGGAGUGCGUGCUGCUAUGGUGACCAGUGAGCUGAAAUAAGGCGGAGCUUUACCUAGCAGAGACUUGUAGAUAACAUGUAGCCAGUGGGUUUGGCGACGAGUAUGAAGCGAGGGCCAGCCAACGAGAGCGUAUAGGUCGCAGUGGUAAGUAGUGUUUGGGGCUUUAGUGGCAAAACGAUUGGCACUGUGAUAGACUUCAUCCAGUUUGCUGAGUAGAACAUCUUGGCCAUGUUCUGUUAUAAUCUCCACCUGGCACAGCCAGAAGAGGACUGGCCACCCCACAUAGCCUGGUUCCUCUCUAGGUUUCUUCCUAGGUUUUGGCCUUUCUAGGGAGUUUUUCCUAGCCACCGUGCUUCUACACCUGCAUUGCUUGCUGUUUGGGGUUUUAGGCUGGGUUUCUGUACAGCCCUUUGAGAUAUCAGCUGAUGUACGAAGGGCUAUAUAAAUAAAUUUGAUUUGAUUUAGAGUGUUGGAGGCUACUUUAUAGAUGACAUGGCCAAAGUUAAGGAUCGGUAGAAUAGACAGUUUUACGAGGGUAUGUUUGGCAGCAUGAGUGAAGGAAGCUUUGUUGCGAAAUAGGAAGCCGAUUCUAGAUUUAAUUUUGGAUUGGAGAUGCUUAAUGUGAGUCUGGAAGGAGUUCACAGUCUAGCCAGACACCUAGGUAUUUGUAGUUAUCCACCUAUUCUAAGUCAGAGCCGUCCAGAGUAGUGAUGCUGGAUGGGCGGGCAGGUGCGGGCAAUGAUCGGUUUAUUUGCGUUUAAGAGCGGUUGGAGGCCACGGAAGGAGUGUUGUAUGACAUUGAAGCUCGUCUGGAGGUUAGUUAACACAGUGUCCAAGGAGGGGCCAGAAGUAUACAGAAUGGUGGCGUCUGCGUAGAGGUGGAUCAGAGAAUCACCAGCAGCAAAAGCGACAUCAUUGAUUAUAUACAGAGAAGAGAGUCGGCCCGAGAAUUGAACCCUGUGGCACCCCCAUAGAGACUGCCAGAGGUCCGACCAACAGGCCCUCCGAUUUGACACACAGCUCUAUCAGAGAAGUAGUUGGUGAACCAGGCGAGGCAAUCAUUUGAGAAACCAAGGCUGUUGAGUCUGCCAAUAAGAAUGUGGUGAUUUGACAGAGUCGAAAGCCUUGGCCAGGUUGAUGAAUACAGCUGCACAGUAUUCGGUUAUGAUACCUUGAGCGUCGCUGAGGUGCACCCAUAUGACCAGCUCGGAAACCAGAUUGCAUAGCGGAGAAGGUACUAUGUGAUUCAAAAUGGUCAGUAAUCUGUUUGUUAACUUGGCUUUCAAAGACCUUAGAGAUGCAGGGUAGGAUAGAUAUAGGUCUGUAGCAGUUUGGGUCUGGAGUGUCACCCCCUUUGAAGAGGGGGAUGACCGCGGCAGCUUUCCAAUCUUUGGGAAUCUCAGACGAUACGAAAGAGAGGUUGAGCAGGCUAGUAAUAGGGCUUGUAACAAUUUCGGCAGAUAAUUUUAGAAAGAGAGGGUCCAGACUGUCUAGCCCGGCUGACUGCGUUCAUCCACCUCUGGCCUGCUCGCCUCCCUACCACUGAGGAAGUACAGUUCCCG